CAACCUCCCAAGCGCGAUUCGAUAAUCUUCGCAACAAUGCCUCGAACAUUACCAUGGCUCGUACCAAAAAGCGAACAUCCGGAUCCUGCCCCGCGUCGCCAGCCCGUAAAGCGAGAAAAGACUACCACCACGCCGAAACGCGAAGAUAAGAGCUUAAAGCGGAACUUCUUGCGAUCAUCCCCAAGUCCCCCCUCUUCGCCUGUUCAUCACUGUCCCUCAGAAGAAUACCUAAUUGAAGGCCUCCCCAACGACGACAUCUACAUGAUGGUCGAAGACGAGCUCCACUCCAUCGCGCAAGACUUUACCCGCCACCUGCACCACCAGGAGUACAUCAAACAGCGAAAGGAAGUUAAGCUCCGGAACCAGGCUGCUAUUGGGGAUCUUGCGCGUGCGACUGCGCCAUCUCUGCUUGGUGAGAAGGGAUUAGCGGCUGCUGGCUUGAGUGGAGAUGGGCUGGGUAAGGAGAAGGAUAAGGGUAAGCGCGUGAGGGGGGUCGAGUUGGAUGAGGAUGAUGAAGGGGAUGAUUGCUUUGUGGGGACGUCGCUGCAUGGGCUGAUGAUGAGUCCGAGGAGGGGCCCGUCGCUUGUUGGUGCGCGCGGCGUGAGGUCGUUUACGAGGGCUGCGGCGGGGUUUUCGCAGGCUUCUGGGGGAGCGGUGACGACUCGUGGGGCGGAUGAUGGCGGUCCGGUGUCGUCGCCACUGCGGAGGGGGGUGGUUGGUCAAGGGGGGGAGGAGACUGCCUCGGAAGGUGAUGACGAUGAUGACGAUGAUCUUGAUGUCCAGCCCGAUUCGCCGACUAGAUUGCGCCGUCCAGUCCGCCCUGUGAAACUGGAUCCUAGCAUGGAUUCCAGCCCACCGAGGGUCUCUCUGACGCCUCGUCCGCGGGAUACGGCGAGGGAUGGGUCUACUACGUCAAGGGGGAGUGAGCCUACCAAGCCAAGAGUGGGUAAAGCUACGACACGAACACGAACCAAAACCCAAAACCCAAAGAGAAAAUCAAUCUUCGAUGAUUUCGAUGAGCUGCCAGAGCUAUCCGAACCAGACCACACGCCAUCCCCAUCUAUCGAGACAGCACAACGACAUAUCCAUCAACGCGACACAGAGAAAAAACAGUCACGACUCAACGAGGUUCCCACAUUCCUGCUCUGAUUCCGCCGAACCCAAACAAAACAAAACAAAGGAAAUAACAAAAAGAAAUCAGAAAUCAGGUACAUCAUAUCCGCUAGGACAAAUCUAUUGAUGCGGGCCAUCGUCAUGAUCAGGCAGCUGGUGGGCGACACGGACGCUCAGC
This is a messenger RNA of Aspergillus campestris IBT 28561, 1291 nucleotides long. RefSeq lists its product as uncharacterized. The transcript is spliced from 3 exons. NCBI's taxonomy places the organism in Eukaryota, Fungi, Ascomycota, Eurotiomycetes, Eurotiales, Aspergillaceae. The coding region runs from base 37 to 1149 and encodes 370 amino acids. The record is from RefSeq and is a predicted model, not a curated record.